Molecule: messenger RNA, 3356 nt
Organism: Magallana angulata
Lineage: Eukaryota; Metazoa; Mollusca; Bivalvia; Ostreida; Ostreidae
Exons: 5
Coding region: 287-3337 (1016 amino acids)
Biological process (GO): negative regulation of translation; protein polyubiquitination; proteasome-mediated ubiquitin-dependent protein catabolic process
Molecular function (GO): translation repressor activity; ubiquitin protein ligase activity
Source: RefSeq, a predicted model, not a curated record
UGACAAAACCUGGAUAAACCGUUACGAUGAAUUAGGCCGUCUGAAGCAAACAAUUCAGUAUAACGAAUCAGGAUACCCUCUUUUUACCCAUCCUUCCCAUAUAGCAGAGAACAACAACGGGGAUGUUGCUAUUUCGGAUAGAAGUACAGUUGUAGUAGCAAACAUUGGAGGUCGACAUCGCUUCUCUUACAAAGGAGGACUAUCAAAUAUUGGGUUGGUUCAAGGAAUUUGUACUGAUUCACUUUCGCACAUACUAGUGUGUGAAAGUUACAGUAGCUCAGUAUAUAUGAUUAAUAAAGAUGGCGAUUUUCUAAAAUAUCUUCUAAUGCGACCAUCAGGUAUACUAUCACCGAGCAGCCUAACCAUCGAUGUAAACACACACCUUCUCUGGGUGGGAUCAUCAAGUCUAAACACAGUGCUUGGUUAUAGGUACAUAACCCAAUAUGACAGUACUAACGCCGGACCUGUAGUGGAAGCCGAUGAAAGAAAGGCUACUGUACAUUUAAACUCCCAAUUACAAAUAAGACGAGAGCGGUGCAUUGUAAAUCCACGCCUAUAUUUAGAGGUACCCGGUCCAUUGGUUCUGAGUAUAAUUACAGUGAAAGACGUCAGGCGUUGUUCUCAUUUGUCACUUGUGUCGGCAGAUGAACUGUGGGUUAGUGAUGAUAAAAAUACUGUUUUGAUUAACAUUACAGGUAAAUCAAUGCAUCGUAUUAAAGAUGCAUCCAAUAAACGACAUUGCGGAUUACAUACAGUUGCGAGUGAUGGCGAAUUGAUUUAUAUCAAUAAAGAAUAUAACAUAAUGAAACUGUCCACGAUUAUGAAGACAAAAACUAAAUUCAUUACAUUAAAAGACUCUGCGCUGAAACCUUUAAGUGUGUAUUGUUCCCCUUUCACUGGAGAUAUACUUGUUGGAGUGACAAAGGACAACCCAAGAGCCGGCAUUGUUAUGCAUUACAACCGGCAUGGAGAAAAGACGAAAGACAUACAACACGACAACAGUGGACAAUCGCUUUAUAGUAAACCUGCAUAUAUAACGGAAAACAGUAAUGGGGAUAUAGUGGUGUCUGACGCGGGCCUUGAUAAUGUAGUGGUUACGGAUAGGAGAGGAAACUAUCGCUUUUCAUACACAAGUCAUCGUCCAUAUUCAUAUCGACAAUUCUAUGGUGUAUGUUGUGAUGGCCAAUCGAACAUCCUAACAUGUGUCUUAUACUCAAACUCUGUGCAUGUUAUAGAUAAAAAUGGACACUUCCUAUCACAUUUUCAACUUCCAGAGGUGGGAGGAGCAUUCUGUCUGAGUUUUGAUGCCAUCACUAACCGUCUUUACGUAGGUUCAUUCUACAAUGAAACACUGUGUGUUUACAAGCACGUAACAAGGCAGGAUUCCUUGAUAGAUCAAAAAUCAAAUUCUAGUGAUUUUGCGAAGCCAAUUAAAACAACUCGAACAACAGGGACUAAAGAAAGAAUAGAAAGAAAAAAUGAUUUAUUCUUAUCGCAGCAUGGCCCAAUAUACAAAUACCUGUUGGUAACUGGUGUUACGUGCAGCAAAAGCGUAUCUUUAAGCGUAUCUUUAUGCGCAUCAGGUACAUGUAAGAUAUGGGUGGGUGAUGAUAAUAACAUUGUAUUGGUCAACGAAACUGGCGAAACAUUACAUCAAAUCAAAGAUUAUCGCGACGGAACAUACAAUGGGUCUUAUGGAUUUCACACGCUAAACAGUGAUGGUGAACUAAUUUACGUAGCAAAGGAUGACACUAUACUCAAAUUGUCAAAAGAUUUGAAAACAAGUACCAUAUUCAUUGAGAAAACAGAUUCAAAUCAGUGGAGACCGCAAUGUAUAUAUUAUUCCUCAUUCACGAGUGAUAUCUUGGUCGGCAGAGCCAACAUGAAUUUAGGAAGAGGACAAAUAAUUCGGUAUAACAAAACCGGCAAAAUGGUGCAAACAAUACAAUGCAACGAAAAAGGACUGGACAUCUUCAAAUAUCCUUGCUAUAUAACAGAGAACAACAAUGAAGAUAUGGUGGUGUCUGAUACUUCUGGCGCUGUAGUGGUCACAUAUCGUGCAGGAAAUUUUCGUUUUGCUUACACAGGAUAUCCACAAGGAACAGCAUUAGAUCCACUCGGAGUGUCCACCGACGCAUUGUCAAACAUAUUGGUAUCCGAUUAUUACACUCGCACAAUACAUGCUAUUGAUAAAGACGGUCAGUUUUUGACAUAUCUAUCGAUAAACCUACAGUGUGUCUCCACACCAUGUUCUAUUUUCUUUGAUAAAAAGACGCAUCUUCUUUGGGUCGGCUCAGAGUACAGCAAUACAGUAGCUAUUUACAAGUUUUUAAGGAAUGAAGAUGUACUGGCAGAUCAAAAUAAACAUUGCGAUGCUGUAAUACAGAUGCAACAUGAUGUCGUCGAUGGAACUUGUUCAAAAAAGCAGUUAUUUGCCCCAGCAUUACAGGACUAUUUCAUAGUGACAAAUUUUAAACGUUGUUCCCAUUUAUCAUAUGGAACAUCCGACUGCCUUUUAAUCAAUGAAGGAAGCAACUUCAUCAUUACAAGUACAUCAGGUGAAACUUUACACAAUAUUGACGGUUUACGCAGUGAUGCCCGUUCUGGAUCACACUCAAUGAACCUAUCUCGGGAAGAAUUGUUUUAUAUCGAGAAGGACUAUAACAUUGUCAAACUGUCAAAAUAUAAAGAAAAAACAAAAACAACUUUUAUCAAAUGUAUGCAGGAAACCGAUUCUGCAUGGAGACCAUGGUGUCUUUACUGUUCUCAAAUAACUGAUGACGUGUUGGUCGGUAUGAAGAAAUUGGACAGAAUACAAGGCAAGGUUAUUCGGUACAACAACCUCGGGGAAGAAAUACAGGAAAUACAACACAACGAAAUCGGAAGCGAUAUCUACAGUACACCACGUUUUAUAACAGACAACAUUAACGGGGAUGUCGUGGUGUCUGACUCGACAGGUGCUGUUGUGGUAACAGACCGUGAAGGAAGACAUCGUUUUUCGUACAAAGGACACCCUCCUGAAUCAAAACUAUCUCCACUAGGAAUCUGCACUGACACUCUGUCACAUAUCUUGGUAUGUGAUGAGUUAACCCACGCAGUACAGAUUCUCGAUAAAGACGGACACUUCCUAUCCAAUCUGCUAAUUAAACCAUCAGGUAUAGUCUCGCCUAGUUGCCUGUGUUAUGAUGUCAACGCAGACCUUCUCUGGGUAGGAUCAGACGUCAACUACUCGGUAUGUCUCUACAAGUAUCUAUCAUCACAGGACAUUCUUACCGAUGAGAAUUCAGAAUAUGAAGAUAACUAUGAAGAGUGCUGUCUGGUUCAAGCAGAUUUGUAAAGAAAUUCUCUGGAGAAGG